Messenger RNA from Oryzias melastigma (Indian medaka), 3392 nucleotides. Its product is annotated as carbohydrate-responsive element-binding protein. The transcript has 17 exons. Gene Ontology annotation, molecular function: DNA-binding transcription factor activity, RNA polymerase II-specific; protein dimerization activity; RNA polymerase II cis-regulatory region sequence-specific DNA binding. NCBI's taxonomy places the organism in Eukaryota, Metazoa, Chordata, Actinopteri, Beloniformes, Adrianichthyidae. The record is from RefSeq and is a predicted model, not a curated record. Gene Ontology annotation, cellular component: nucleus. Bases 217 to 3024 code for a protein of 935 amino acids. Gene Ontology annotation, biological process: regulation of transcription by RNA polymerase II.
CAGAACAGUCUAUUAAUUAUUACCCCUGUAGGGGCUUUCACUGAGGACUUUACCACCACAGGGCGCUGACACGGUGAUAGUUUGCCCCCUCGCUGUGUGACAGAAGAGGCUCCUGCUCUGCUCCACAGCGGCUCCCUGGAGGGAGAGUUUCCAAACGGGGAGGACAGGGGGGGAGUGCGUAAAGGAGAAAGUUCAUCCGGACCGGCAGCGCGCGCCAUGGCGAGCAAAGAGCAAGGCUGUUCGGCCGGACGGGCCCCGCUGCAGGACUCGUCGGGUUCAGAGUCUGAGCCGGACGGGGUCCCCGCACGCCCCGCCGGUGCGGGCGGCGCGGCCGGCGCUCUGUCCCGCAGCCAGGUGAUCCACAGCGGACACUUUAUGGUGUCGUCGCCGCACAGCGACUCGGCGGCGCGCAGGAGGAGGAGCGGCGGCUCCCUGAGGUACGACUUCGACACCGUCAACGGGACGGGGUGCCACACGUACCGGUACGGGCCCCGCAGCUCCGGGAGCCUGAGCAUCGACCCCACCCUGACCCGCCUGUUUGAGUGCAUGUCCCUGGCUUACAGUGGUAAGAUAGUGUCUCCCAAAUGGAAGUCUUUCAAGGGGCUUCGUUUGCUUUGGAGGGACAAGAUCCGUUUAAACAAUGCAAUCUGGAGAGCGUGGUUCAUUCAAUAUGUGGAGAGAAGGAAGAACUUGGUGUGUGGGUUUGUCACCCCGCUGGAGGGCUCAGAGGCCGAGGCUCACCGGAAGCCUGAAGCAAUCAUAUUGGAGGGCAGCUACUGGAAGAGGAGGAUUGAAGUGGUGAUCAAAGAGUACCACAAGUGGAGGAUUUAUUACAAGAAGAGGCUCCAGAAAAAGAAGGAUGAUAUUCUUUCAAUGCUACAUGAAGGUCAGAUCUGCCAGUCCAAGCUGGACAGAAGAACGAGUCAGAUUUACCAGGAGCCAGAGGCCGCCCCAGUGGAGGCACAUAUGUUUGACUUGGACUGCCUUCUGUCUGACAUCUCUGACACCCUGUUCACCAUGACACAGAAACCAUGUCCUUGGAGCAGCGAGCGGCACAAUACUUACACCAGCAAUGCAGACAUGAUCCAGCCAGGCCUGACUCCUCUACAGCCCAACCUGGAUGACUUCAUGGAUAUCCCAGAUAUCUUCACAAACUAUCGGGGUCAGUCCAGCCAGCAGGCUGCUUUUGCAGACUACAGCUAUUUUGAGAGCUCACCCAGCACGUUUGUUCCUGGUCCCCCCACUGUGCCAACAACUCCUCAGCUGCUUAUCGAUACCCAGCUGGCUCAGCCCGCUUUGACGUCUAAUAAUCUGUCCCAGUCUUCGACAUCCAACACCGGGUCAGACCAGACCAGGCCGAGCCCGGAUUGCAUCGAAUACCAUGCAUCCACCAUUGUGUCAGGAGCUAUGCCAUACAGUCAUCCAUCGUACCACAAUGCACCUGUUACUAUAUCAUUCACUGCAAACACUGAUCAGCCGGCCUCUGCAAGCAUUCCCUUUCUGCAUCCACUGCCAUGCCUCAAGUUUGGCUACCACCCAUCAACUACUGCCACAUCCUCUGUCAUCACUCACACCGCCUCCACCAUGGGCUCUCAGGCCUCACAGCACCAGGUUCAGGGUUACUCUCAAGCCAGGGGCUCGAACACCCACUCUCACAGUUACUCAGCUGGCACGCCUGAGCUUCUCCAUGCACCACUUCCUGCGGCCACAACAGCCCACUGCUUCUCAGUCCCAGAGCAGAUGACCGUUUCAGGGGUCAGAGGGAAGCACAAGCAAAAGACAGGAGGAGUGAGGACAGCUGCAGCCUCGGCCGUGCUGCCAGGAUCCCAGCCCACGGCCCCCAUGCCCACUAGCUGCCUCGCUAAGCUGCUGUCUUCAACUGCACACGAACGAAAACCAACACUUGGAUUUAAAACAAAUCUGUUGACAAGCAAAGGUCAGAGGUCAACAUCCACCAGUUCUUUGCAGGCGAGCAUCGGUUCCCACAUCGGUGGUGUUUCGUCACAGAUGGAGCCUGGAGCUGGUUGGCCUGCAGCUCUGUCUCCUCUGCAUAGCCAAAGUGCCAACCUUGGCCACACUCCGCCUCACGCGGGCACCACCAGAGGGUCUGCGGUGUCUGCCCUGCUAACCCAUGGAGAACCCCACCUUCUCAUUCCCAAGAUGGAGAAACUGUCACCUGUUCAACUACACAGCACAGACAGGAGCAGCUUGAACGUUUGUUUUUCUGGCCAAAUAUCUCCACCGAAUCCGGGAGAGAAAGCCUCCAAUUCCGAGUUUCCACAGUCGGCCUUCUCAGGACAUGGAAAGAUAGAAGCAAGUAAGCACACAGAGACCAGGAGGAUCACUCACAUCUCAGCGGAGCAGAAAAGACGCUUCAACAUCAAACUGGGAUUUGACACCCUGCACAGCCUCGUCACGACCCUCAGCUCCCAGCCAAGCAUAAAGAUCAGUAAAGCCACCACCCUGCAGAAGACGGCCGAAUACAUCAGCAAGAUGCAACAAGAGAGAGCCCAGCUGCAGGAUGAGGCCCAGAGACUCCGAGAGGAGAUCCAGAACCUGAACUCUGCCAUCAAUGCCUGCCAGCAGCAGCUUCCAGCCACCGGCGUUCCCAUCACACGGCAGCGCUUCGACUACAUGAGGCAGAAGUUCAGAGAGUACGUCCGGGCCCAGACUCUGCAAAACUGGAGGUUCUGGAUUUUCAGCAUCAUCAUUGAGCCCCUGUUUGAGUCUUACAAUGGAAUGGUGUCCACUGCCAGUGUUGAGGAUCUGUGCCGGUCCACUCUGUCCUGGCUGGAUCAGCACUGUUCCCUGCCCUCUCUGAGACCCAUGGUUCUGAGUUCACUCCGCCUCCUGUGUACCACCACCGCCAUUCUGACAGACCCAAGCCUCCUGCCGGAACAGGCCACAGUUGCCGUCAGCCAGGGUGACCCCUCUGUCACCACUGACCACUCCUUACAACCCGCCCCCCCGGCAGUAGAACACACCCAUGCUGACGCCUUGAAAACUGGAUGGAAGCUCACUUGAAGAACCAGGACUAAUACAGCUCAGCAGCUUCAAGACUGUUAAGAACUUAUGGUCAUUAUUCAAAUCAAACUCAUCAACAUAAAGAGGGUAGUCUAGUACAUCAUAUAUCGUGCUUACACUUGCUUAACUCUACAUAAAUGGACAUUGUCAACCCAGAAAUUCCAUUUGCUUGUCAGUGUUUUACCCAAGUUAUAAACAUCUUUAUUUUUUAUUUGUAAUCUAAGCAAUGUGGGGAGUUUGCAGAUCUGUCUGUGAAGUUUUUAUACCCUAACUGUCCAUAACGAUGGUUUAAAACUUUUAUACCAACACAAUUAAGAGUGAAGUAUGUCAAACCUUGCAAUUUUCUAAACAAAUUGUUGUAUUUGCUU